UAAACAGAAAAGGAAGGAGAAAGAAAGGGAGGAAGAAAAGGUAAAUUAACAUGAUGGAUUUCUCCAAGCUACCCAAAAUAAUCGAUGAAGAUAAAGAAAGCACAUUUGGUUAUGUUCAUGGGGUCUCAGGGCCUGUGGUUACGGCCUGUGACAUGGCAGGUGCAGCCAUGUAUGAGCUGGUAAGAGUGGGUCACAGUGAGUUGGUUGGAGAGAUUAUUCGAUUGGAAGGUGACAUGGCUACUAUUCAGGUGUAUGAAGAAACUUCUGGUGUGUCUGUUGGAGACCCUGUACUCCGAACUGGAAAACCUCUCUCCGUUGAGCUUGGUCCCGGCAUUAUGGGAGCCAUUUUUGAUGGUAUUCAAAGACCUUUGUCAGAUAUCAGCAGUCAGACCCAAAGUAUCUACAUCCCCAGAGGAGUAAAUGUGUCUGCUCUUAGCAGAGAUGUUAAAUGGGAUUUUACACCAUGCAAAAACCUACGGGUUGGUAGUCAUAUCACCGGUGGAGAUAUUUAUGGAAUUGUCAAUGAGAACUCGCUCAUCAAACACAAAAUCAUGUUACCCCCACGAAACCGAGGAACUGUCACUUAUAUUGCCCCACCUGGGAAUUAUGAUACCUCUGAUGUUGUCUUGGAGCUUGAAUUUGAAGGUAUAAAGGAGAAGUUCAACAUGGUCCAGGUAUGGCCUGUUCGUCAAGUUCGUCCUGUCACUGAGAAGCUGCCAGCCAAUCAUCCUUUGCUGACUGGCCAGAGAGUCCUUGAUGCCCUUUUUCCGUGUGUACAAGGUGGAACUACUGCUAUCCCUGGAGCUUUUGGCUGUGGAAAGACAGUGAUAUCACAGUCUCUUUCCAAGUAUUCCAACAGUGAUGUGAUCAUUUAUGUAGGAUGUGGUGAAAGAGGAAACGAGAUGUCUGAAGUCCUCCGGGACUUCCCAGAGCUCACUAUGGAAGUUGAUGGUAAGGUAGAGUCAAUCAUGAAGAGGACAGCUUUGGUAGCCAAUACCUCCAAUAUGCCUGUUGCUGCUAGAGAAGCCUCUAUUUAUACUGGCAUUACACUAUCAGAAUAUUUCCGUGACAUGGGCUACCAUGUCAGUAUGAUGGCUGACUCUACCUCGAGAUGGGCCGAGGCCCUUAGAGAAAUCUCGGGUCGCUUAGCUGAAAUGCCUGCAGAUAGUGGAUAUCCUGCAUAUCUUGGUGCACGUCUGGCUUCUUUCUAUGAGCGAGCAGGCAGAGUGAAAUGUCUUGGAAAUCCUGAAAGAGAAGGAAGUGUCAGCAUUGUAGGAGCAGUUUCUCCACCUGGUGGUGAUUUUUCUGAUCCAGUUACAUCUGCUACUCUUGGUAUUGUUCAGGUGUUUUGGGGAUUAGAUAAGAAACUAGCCCAACGUAAGCAUUUCCCCUCUGUCAACUGGCUCAUCAGCUACAGCAAGUACAUGCGUGCAUUGGACGAGUACUAUGACAAACAUUUCACAGAGUUUGUUCCUCUGAGGACCAAAGCUAAGGAAAUUCUUCAGGAAGAAGAAGACCUGGCAGAAAUUGUACAGCUUGUGGGAAAGGCCUCUUUAGCAGAAACUGAUAAAAUCACUCUGGAGGUAGCAAAGCUUAUCAAAGAUGACUUCCUACAACAAAAUGGAUAUACACCUUAUGACAGGUUCUGCCCAUUCUACAAGACAGUAGGGAUGCUGUCCAACAUGAUUGCAUUUUAUGAUAUGGCCCGUAGAGCUGUUGAAACCACUGCCCAGAGUGACAAUAAAAUCACAUGGUCGAUUAUCCGUGAGCACAUGGGGGAGAUCCUCUAUAAACUUUCCUCCAUGAAAUUCAAGGAUCCAGUGAAAGAUGGUGAAGCAAAAAUCAAGGGUGACUAUGCACAACUUCUUGAAGAUAUGCAGAAUGCAUUCCGAAGCCUGGAAGAUUAGAACUGUGAUUCCUUUCCUCCUAUUCCUCUGCAAGCUCAUCUGUGUAUAUUUUCUUGAAUUUCUCAUCUCAAACCCUUUGCUUCUUUAUUGUGCAGCUUUGAGACUAGUGCCUAUGUGUGUUUUCUUUUGUUUUGCUGUUUAUUUGGUAGGUCUUAUACAAAACAAACAUUCCUUUCCUCCAGUGUUUGAAGGGCCUCCCUGAUACUUUAUCUGAAGUGGUGAAUGUAGUAAAUAUGAUAUACAAUGGCUACACUACUGUAAACCUGUAUGUAGGGUGAACUUCCUCCUUGUACUAGGUUUGCCCAUUCCUCAUCUCCAUUAAAUUGAAAACAGGACUUACUGCAUAUACUCUCUUUGAGUAGAUUUAGAAUGAAAGGCCAUAUUUUUAAACCUUUUGACAGGUACUUUGUGAAAUGACUUACUAUCUAUGUGGUCACUUGCAGCUUAGCAUUUUGCUAAGUAACUACUUUGCAGGAAAUGUUUUACUUUUAAAAAACUUUGAUGGUUAAUGUUCCAAUUAUGCAUUGCUUUCCCAGUAUAAAUCAGGAAUAUUUAUGGGAAGCUAUUGGGAACUACAUUGUUUUUAAAAAGAUAUUCAUGGAGCUCAGCAUAAUAUAUGAAUCAGUACCCUCUCAAAGCAUGAAAAAAAAGACAGGUGGUCAAACUUAGCUAACAUCAUGUUGUUAAACCAUACUUUAUUUCGCUAGGAAAAAUUCAGUAUCAAGAACUAUUAUAUACUACAUUAAAUUACAUUAAAACAAUCAUCGAAAACUUGAUCUAUAUCACAUACUUAUUUUCCUCAAACAUCUUGGAAGCCUAAGUUUUUAAGAAUCAUGUGGCAAUGCGAUGAUCAGUAAAGUGCCACAGGUAAGAUACUUAGUAGUGGUUAAAGGCCAUUUGCCCCUUUAAGAACCAGCUGGGCUGUAGUGAUUCUUGGGGCCAGAGUGACAUUAUGUUUUUACAAAGUAAUAACAUGUCACAUGCUUGCAUGUUUAUUUGCUUGUUGAAUUUUUGAACAACCAGUUUACCAAUUGUAGAGAAUAUUGCUUUCGUGGGUUUUUUUUCUGACUUGGAGUUUCUCAGAAUAUCUAUGGCCAUAGUAGUGUGACAGUUUCCAUUCUGUUUAAUAGGGAUGAAGUUAAUUCUUUUAUCUGCUGGUAACAGAAUCUGAGUCAUGUGAAAAAAAAGAUCAUUUCAUCCUAUCUUUUAAGUGUAUGUCUAAAAAUAAUAAAUCUCUGUGUUCGUGUACUAAGGCACGCUGCAGAACAGCACUGAGAGCAAGUUUCCCAUUUACUCUUUCUGACCAAUAGAGGUGGCACCAUUGCUUCCUUUUUGGGAAAAGGAAAGGGUGUACAUGAGCAUAUGUGAUGAUUUGAUACACAAUGUAAUAGCACAAAUAAAGUAUUUAUUUUAUGCUUCAGUAUGUUAUUUAAUUUUGGGAUAAUGCAUUUCUUUUGGUCUGUUAAAGAAAGAUGUGUUCAGUAGUGAAUUCAGGUAUAGUUUUGUGUAAAUCCUUGAAGAUUACAUAUUUUCCAGUAGCCUGCUAUUCAGGAAAGAUAUUUUUCCAUAGAACUUUUUUUUUUUUAACCCUUCAGAAUAUUGACAGAAUUAUGCAAUGAUUUGUUGAGAUGUGGACUUAAUGGUGCUGCUUAAUCAGUUUGCUUCCAGUGUAGGAGACUUCCUACCCAGAGGUCCUAAGACUAGUGGAAAUUAAAAGGAUUUCAAAAACUUCUGUUAAAUCUACCAGCAAGCUAGGAUUGUGAUCAUAAUGAAUGACAUGAAGAAACUAAUUGACCAAGUGUGUUUUCUGUUGUACUGAAUUUGAAACAUUCAUUCUUCCUCCUUUUAAGAAUGCUGAUGUAUGAAUAUGAAGAUGCUUGAGAAACUAUGCUCAGAUAUUCAUUGUAAGUGUCCCUUCACAUAUAUGUUGUAGAAUUCCGAAUUAGUCACUGAUAGUAUUUCUUUAGUAAGGCUGUGUUAAAAUUACAGCAAUCUUUUAAAAAGAUUAUGCAGUUCUAUAUUUAUUGUGUUGUACCUUGUCCUAAGUGCAGCCAGUAAAACAAGUUUCAUAUGUAUUUUUCCAGUGUUAAAUCUCACACACUGUAUCCUUUGGAAAUUUCCGUCUAUCCUAAAGAAUGAAUAGAAGAGGCCAUAUAUAUUGCCUUCUUAUCCUUGAGAUUUCACUGUCUUUAUGUUAAAAGUUAUGUAUAAUUAUUAAAAUCUAUGAAAGAAUAAAA
Molecule: messenger RNA, 4144 nt
Organism: Marmota flaviventris (yellow-bellied marmot)
Lineage: Eukaryota; Metazoa; Chordata; Mammalia; Rodentia; Sciuridae
Gene: Atp6v1a
Product: ATPase H+ transporting V1 subunit A
Biological process (GO): ATP metabolic process; proton transmembrane transport
Cellular component (GO): lysosomal membrane; proton-transporting V-type ATPase, V1 domain
Molecular function (GO): proton-transporting ATPase activity, rotational mechanism; ATP binding; ATP hydrolysis activity
Source: RefSeq, a predicted model, not a curated record